AUGGAGGAAUACUUUUUUAGAAAUUUAUUUUACUUACUCUUCAAAUAAGCUUUGUUAGGGUUUCCCCUUUUCCUUUUGGCUUUUUUUCCCCUUCUCUUCUAGUCUGUUCUCUCCCUUGUUUUCUUGUUCAGUUCAUAAUAGCUUUUUUUGUUGUUGUUUUUUUAGCUAAACUAGUUAUUCUCAGUUCAAGUUCAGCUUUGAAUUUCAGCACAGAACCAAAAAAACACCCAAGUGGCCGAAAUUGAAAGAGUGGAAAAAGGGUUUGCUGUAAAAGGAUAAAACCAAAAAAUUGUGUUUGGAUGAUGAUAUGGUUUAGCUGUGAUCCAUGGGCAGUAGAACGUUGAAAAAUGGUGUAGAAAAUAAUAAAAAAGAUUUAUCAGCCAUGCCGAGCUACGUUCCUUCAGUACCGACUUCAACUUCCAGUGGGGCAGAGGCAAAUGCCAUUCGUUCUUCUCAGCUUCCAGACUUUGGAAACCUUGAUCAAUUUCGCAUAGAGGAUGCAAUUGAUCUUACCAGAAAUCCACUAUUUAAUCAAAUAAAAUCAAGUUCCCAAGCAUUAGCUGAUGCUCAGUUUGGUGCUUUAAGCAAGACACUUGCAUCUGCAGACAACAAUCUCUCUGCUGCUGUAGUGGGAUCCCAAACAUUACCACUUCAGAAAGAUAACCAACCGAAUCUUCCACACAUAUCAGUUGGUCGGGAGAAUUGGGGAGAUUCCAAUAUGGCAGAUGGCAGCCCUAGGACUGAUACGUCAACAGACGACACUGAAGAGAAGAAUCAAAGGUUUGGAAGAGGUCAAACAAAUGCUAUCGUGGCUUCCGAUUCUAGUGACAGAUCAAAAGAUAAAACAGACCAGAAGACAUUGCGUAGGCUAGCUCAAAAUCGGGAGGCUGCAAGAAAAAGCCGGUUAAGGAAGAAGGCGUAUGUGCAACAGCUAGAGAGUAGCCGACUGAAACUGACUCAACUCGAGCAGGAACUGCAGCGAGCUCGUCAGCAGGGUAUAUUCAUUUCAAGCACGGGAGAUCAAUCUCAUUCGAUGAGUGGAAAUGGUGCCUUGGCAUUUGACGUUGAAUAUUCACGGUGGCUAGAGGAGCACAAUAAGCAUAUAAAUGAGUUGAGGGCUGCAGUCAAUUCACAUGCUGGUGACGCCGAACUUCGCACUAUUGUCGACAGCGUCACAGCUCAUUUUGAUGACAUUUUCCGUUUGAAAGGUAUUGCUGCAAAAGCUGAUGUUUUCCAUAUCUUAUCGGGAAUGUGGAAAACACCAGCAGAGCGGUGUUUUCUGUGGAUAGGUGGCUUCCGUUCAUCCGAGCUCCUUAAGCUUCUUGCAAGUCAGUUGGAGCCUCUAACUGAGCAACAGUUUAUGGGUAUCCAAAACUUGCAGCAAUCAUCCCAGCAGGCCGAAGAUGCUUUGUCACAAGGGAUGGAAGCAUUACAACAAUCUUUGGCCGAGACAUUGGCCAAUGGCUCACCUGCUCCCUCGGGACCAUCUGGGAAUGUGGCAAAUUAUAUGGGCCAAAUGGCUAUGGCCAUGGGAAAGCUAGGAACCCUCGAAGGAUUCCUUCGUCAGGCCGAUAAUCUACGCCAGCAGACACUUCAACAGAUGCACCGGAUCUUGACGACUCGGCAAUCAGCUCGUGCCCUUCUUGCAAUAAACGACUAUUUCUCUCGGCUCCGAGCUCUCAGUUCUCUCUGGCUGGCUAGACCUCGCGAGUGAGAAGCAAGAUAAUAAAAUCCAUCUCCUAUGAACAAACCGAUUGCCCGCACCACAGCCGCCACCGCCGCUCUUCCUCAACAUCAAGCAUCGAAAUCUUCCUGAGAAACAUGGAUACAUUGUUGUGUCUUAAUGUUUUUUUGGUAACAAUAACAUGACAUUUAUAAAUGUUGGCAAAAAGUUGUAUGUUCAUUACUUAAAAUGUUGUAAAAACAUUUAGGGCAAAAAUAAUAAUGUGAUUUAGUUUGAUGCUUUAGAAUUAAGAAACAAAAUGAAGAUAGGGAAUGGUGUAUGUAACAAAGGUUAAAAAAAUAGUUGUGAAUGUGUAUUCAUGAAUAUUUAUAUAUGAACAAUUUACUUGUGUUUU
This is a messenger RNA of Gossypium raimondii (Peruvian cotton), 2078 nucleotides long. RefSeq names its product transcription factor TGA2.3. The record is from RefSeq and is a predicted model, not a curated record. NCBI's taxonomy places the organism in Eukaryota, Viridiplantae, Streptophyta, Magnoliopsida, Malvales, Malvaceae. Gene Ontology annotation, molecular function: DNA-binding transcription factor activity; sequence-specific DNA binding. The transcript is spliced from 12 exons. The coding region runs from base 326 to 1714 and encodes 462 amino acids. Gene Ontology annotation, biological process: regulation of DNA-templated transcription; DNA-templated transcription.